CCUUCGCUUCCGCAGUAACCGCCGUGCGUGCGGCGGAAAAAUUCAAACCGUUGCCGCAACUUUCACACGCGCACGCACUCCGAUCUCCCACCUCAGCGCGUGCGGUUUGCGUCUGCACUCUGCAACUCUCUCGCUUUCGCACACCCCCGAAUUUGAAUCUUCCCUGCAGCAUCUUCGUCCCCAUCUCGGAACACACCGUGUGUCUCUCCUUAUUUAUUCUCCGUUAUCUCUUUCCUCAUCCAUCCAACCUCCUCCUUCCCUCUGUCUUGUCCAAAAGAUCAUCCUUUCCUCAGUUGGGUCGUUCUGGUUUUCGCCCAGCCAGUCUUGAUUCCGAGAGAAGAUGUUCCGCCUCAGCAACAACCUGGUCGGCAUCCUCAACUUCGUCACGUUCCUCGUCUCGGUCCCCAUCCUCGGGGCCGGCAUAUGGCUCGCCAAGCGUGCCGACACCGACUGCGAGAAGUUCCUCGAGAAGCCGGUCAUCGCGCUCGGUGUGUUCCUCAUGGUGGUGUCCAUCGCGGGCCUCGUGGGCGCGUGCUGCGGCGUCUCCUGGCUCCUCUGGGUCUACCUCCUCGUCAUGUUCCUCCUCAUCCUCCUCCUCUUCGCCUUCACCGUCUUCGCCUUCGUGGUCACCAACAAGGGCGCCGGGGAGGCCCUGUCCGGUAAAGGGUACAAGGAGUACAAGCUCGGGGAUUACUCGAACUGGCUGCAGAAGCGGGUGAACAGCACCAAGAACUGGAACAAGAUCAAGAGCUGCUUGAUCGACAGCAAGGUCUGCCAGGCUUACGCCGACAAGUAUGCUAAAGAUACCGUGGUGAACGACUUGUACAACGAGAACCUGUCGGCUCUUCAAUCCGGUUGUUGCAAGCCACCGGAUUCUUGCAACUUCACCUAUGUGAGCCCGAUUGUCUGGAAUGCUGGGACGACCACGACCUACACCGACUCGGACUGCAGUACAUGGAGCAACGACGUGAAUGUGCUGUGCUACAACUGCCAGUCUUGCAAGGCUGGCCUGCUGGACAACCUCAAGAGAGACUGGAAGAAGGUCGCCAUCGUCAACAUCAUCGUCCUCGUUGUCCUCAUCAUAGUGUACUCAGUGGGGUGCUGUGCGUUCCGGAACGACCGAGAGGACAACGCCUUCUGGAAGGGGCGGAACCCCUGAAGCGUGCAGUCGUCGACGAGUAGCGAUGGUUUAGAUGUUUAAUAGAGUGUAUUAAAAGAGAUUAGCCGAACCCGCAUUUUUAACUUGGGUCCAUGUAGUCCUUGAAUUCGAGUUUAGAUGUAUGUAUGGUCUUGUAUAGCAUCGCAUUAUGUGGAUCUGAUCAUGUUAGUUUCAUCUAGUAUUAUUCUCUCUUUUGAUGUUCA
Messenger RNA from Syzygium oleosum, 1362 nucleotides. Its product is annotated as tetraspanin-8-like. Lineage: Eukaryota; Viridiplantae; Streptophyta; Magnoliopsida; Myrtales; Myrtaceae. Gene Ontology annotation, biological process: auxin-activated signaling pathway. Gene Ontology annotation, cellular component: plasma membrane; plasmodesma. The record is from RefSeq and is a predicted model, not a curated record. The transcript has 2 exons. Bases 341 to 1159 code for a protein of 272 amino acids.